This is a messenger RNA of Blepharisma stoltei, 1188 nucleotides long. The record is from the annotation of a GenBank genome assembly. NCBI's taxonomy places the organism in Eukaryota, Ciliophora, Heterotrichea, Heterotrichida, Blepharismidae.
AUGAAUAGGCGUUCACCGUUUCUCAAAACAUUUGACGAAUUAAGCCUACGAUCCAUAAACAAAACUCCUACAAAAUCCGCAGAAAAAUCCCCAAGCUUACCCAAAAUGCAAAGCGUCGCAGAAACUCAUUUUACUCCUCGAAAAGAAACUUUAUCUCUCUACAAAGAAAAUCAGCGGCUUAAAAAAGAAAAUUCCUCAUUAUCAGAAAGCCUAAAACUUGCCCAAGAAGAAAUUAACUACAAAGAAGAAUUUUUAAGUGUAAUAAAUGCAGUUUCUGAAGAAAACUACGAUAUAAGAAAACUUUUAUUAUAUAAAGCGAAACUGAGAAAACAAGAAAGACUGGUAAAGCGUAUAUAGAUUAUGCUGCUUCAGUUAGCACUUAAAUCUCAGAAAGCGCUGAACUUCGAGAUUGAGUCAAUGAUGUCAAAGAUUUAUAUAAUGAUAAAAGAGUCUGAAAGACCUGAUGAAACUUUGCUGUCUAUUAACACUCUAAUUAAAAUUGCAAGAAAAAAGCAAAGAAAUGCUGAGUGCAAUAGUAAAUCAGCAUAUGCCCAAUAUAUAAAUAGAGUUACAGUUGGGAGUAUAAAAACUGAAACAAAUGAGCCUAAUUGGUCUCCUGUAAUAAAAUUAGACGGAAAUGAUAUAUUUAAAACAGAAGAAAAAUUAACCAGCUUAUUAGAAAUAAUCUCAAACCCUAAACAUCCUGAGCUUCCUGAAAAAUUGAAAGAAGCCAGAAGCUGCCUGUUGAAAUUAGGGAUCCAGCUGCCCUCCAAAGAAAUUGCUGAAGAGCAUCUCAAUUUUCAAGAAAUCACCAAAAAAUUAAUGUCGAAAUCAAUCCCAACUGGCAAAAAUUACGUGAAAGAAGUGAUGGGCAAAAUUGGCUCAGAAAGAAAGCAGUUUAAAUCUGAAAUUGAAUUCCUUACAAAAGAUUUGAAAAAAUACCAAGAAGAUUUGGCUCAUUAUGAAGCUAUUGCAAAUACAUGCAAUGAUAAAAUUAAUGAGAAUAAAAUGCAGCUUGGUACUGUGCUAAAUCAAGUUUGUGAACCAAUAGAAUCAAUUGUGGCUACUUAUGAUAACCUGAACUCUGGAGGCGCCAUAUCACAGCUGCUUACCAUUCUUAAAACAGCGAUUCCACAGCUAAAAGAAGCUUUAGUCUUUAAAAAAGACUUCAAUAAUAUUAAAGUCUAA